AACCGUUCUCGCUAGCGGUGCGCUUCUGGCCUGUUUUGAGUCCGCGCUCAAAGGUCUCUGAGGAUCCCCGGGUGGAAACUCCUCCCGGGAGUAAAACCACACAACCACUGAGAAGACCGCUCCGGCAUCCUAGAGAGUACGCGUGUGAGCCUGGGUGCAAGGCCAAAGUAGUGACGCACUUCCGUUCACGCACCGCUUUCUGUUUUUCCUGAGCCUUUGCCUGCUAAGAGGGAGACCAGGUCAUGGCAGCCAUGCCUCUGAAAGCUCAAUACCAGGAGAUGGUGACCUUCGAGGAUGUGGCUGUGCACUUCACCAAGACAGAAUGGACUGGCCUUUCUCCUGCCCAGAGGGCCCUGUACAGAAGUGUGAUGUUGGAGAAUUUUGGGAACCUGACUGCUUUGGGGUACCCAGUUCCCAAACCUGCACUGAUCUCACUUUUGGAGAGAGGGGACAUGGCUUGGGGCCUGGAAGCACAGGAUGAUCCCCCAGCAGAGAGGACCAAAAACGUCUGUAAAGAUGUUGAGACCAACAUUGACAGUGAGUCCACAUUAAUCCAGGGAAUUUCUGAAGAAAGAGAUGGGAUGAUGUCACAUGGUCAGCUGAAGAGUGUCCCUCAGAGAACUGACUUCCCAGAAACACGUAAUGUGGAAAAGCACCAGGACAUCCCCACAGUGAAAAAUAUCCAAGGAAAGGUUCCAAGAAUCCCCUGUGCAAGGAAACCUUUCAUAUGUGAGGAGUGUGGGAAAUCCUUCAGCUACUUUUCUUACUAUGCUAGACACCAGAGAAUCCACACUGGGGAGAAACCUUUUGAGUGUAGUGAGUGUGGAAAAGCCUUUAAUGGUAAUUCUUCGUUAAUUCGGCACCAGAGGAUUCACACUGGAGAGAGACCCUAUCAGUGUGAGGAGUGUGGGCGAGCCUUUAAUGAUAAUGCAAAUCUGAUCAGGCAUCAGAGAAUCCACAGUGGGGACAGACCCUAUUACUGUACAGAGUGUGGGAAUAGUUUCACGAGUAGUUCCGAGUUUGUUAUACAUCAGAGAAUCCACACUGGGGAGAAACCCUAUGAGUGUAAUGAGUGUGGCAAAGCUUUUGUUGGUAAUUCACCCCUACUUCGGCAUCAGAAAAUCCACACUGGAGAGAAACCCUAUGAGUGUAAUGAGUGUGGCAAAAGCUUUGGAAGGACUUCCCAUCUAAGCCAACAUCAGCGUAUUCACACAGGGGAAAAGCCUUAUUCUUGUAAAGUAUGUGGACAAGCCUUCAAUUUUCAUACAAAACUAACUCGGCACCAGAGAAUUCACAGUGAGGAGAAACCCUUUGACUGUGUAGAUUGUGGAAAAGCCUUCAGUGCUCAGGAACAAUUAAAAAGGCAUCUGAGAAUUCAUACUCAGGAGUCUUCCUAUGUAUGUGAUGAGUGUGGAAAAGCCUUGACUAGCAAAAGAAAUCUUCAUCAGCAUCAAAGAAUCCAUACUGGAGAGAAACCCUAUGAGUGUAGCAAGUAUGAGAAGGCCUUUGGGACUUCUUCCCAGCUAGGUCACCUUGAGCAUGUCUACUCUGGAGAGAAGCCUGUGCUGGACAUUUGUCGUUUUGGCCUCCCAGAAUUUUUUACCCCCUUUUACUGGUAAUAGUACACUCCAGUGAAAUGUACUGAGUGGAUUCCGUCUUCUACUCAGGAAUGGAAUGUGUGACACAGGCCUGACUCAGCCUCUGAUCCAUCCCUCAAGCCACAGUUAAUGAUUCAGAUGUCAGUAGAUGACCAAAGAUGGUUCAAUUAGAGUCCCAGGAUUGCAAGAGCUAAUAGGAACAAAUACUCUCCCCCCGCCCACCCCCAUUGGUUUUAAUGCUGAGAAGAAGAACUAGACUCUUACAGAGGUGAGAAUGAAGUCCACACAGCAAAAAUGCAUCUGAGAAUUGGAGAGCAGUAAAAGACUGAAGAUAAUGUUUGAACAGCCACAUACACCAUGCCUGAAGCUAAAAAUAUAUACGGGUUUUUGAAUUGCAGCAGCCAAUAAAUUCCAUUUUUGUUUGGUUGGUUUUGGCUUUGGCACACCUGAGUUAGGUUUUCUUGCCUUGGAACAGAAUUUUGACUUAAACAGUGUUGUCAUUGUAGCAGUUGUUUGAAGUUUUCAGGGAUAACAUACCUGAUGGAGAAAUGUUUUGUGUGUAUGAUAUAUGGGAAAGUCUUUAGUUAUAGUCAUGGCAGCUCCUCAACCCCAUGAUUGUGAUGAGAUUGGGAAGCCCACUGUAACACUGGAGAGCCCAGGUUAUAUCAGACACCACUAGUAGAUAGAAGUUCUAACAACUUGAGCUCUGUAACAAAAAUCUCAUUGUACUACAAAAUUAUGUCUGCACCAGUGAAUCCAUUCUCAAGAAAAGUCUUAACUAGGAAACUAAAAGCUUUCACUCUUAAAGCUUUCAUUUUCUGUUUAUUCAGUUUUUUAUUUGGAAUGGAUGCUACUCUAGGCCUUAAACUGAGAAAUGCCAGGCUAUUGUAGCUAUUAUAUCUUGGUAUUUGCCAUUUUAAUUCCUAGGACAGCACGCCCGCUUUGCCCUUGACCUGGCUAGGGAGCCAAGGAAAUGCCAUGGUUCUUGGUCAUAAGACACACUGCAGAGAUCUCUCAGUAGGAAAACAGGGCUGGCCCUUUUCUUUGGUGAUGAACACAAACUGCACCCUUUUUUUCUCCCACGUGUCCUUCCGCUGCCAGCCAGUGUUGGAAUCUCCCUACCCAAUUCCAGACUUAAUUGCUUACUGCGUCUAGCACCUGGGUGGCUUCACCACCUCUUCCUUACUUGUCAGCAGAUGAAUGAGCAGUUGUAUCAUGUGCUUGGGUUGACCAAUGAAUGAUAGACUUGGGGAAUUGAGUAAACACCUUUUAAUUGAAGUAUAACACAAACAUAAAAAUGCAUGAGUCAGCCAGGCGCGGUGGCUCACACUUGUAAUCCCAGUACUUUGGGAGGCCGAGGUGGGCGAUUCAUCAGGUCAAGAGAUCGAGACCAUCCUGGCCAACAUGGUGAAACCCCGUCUCUACUAAAAAUACAAGAAUUAGCUGGGCGUGGUGGUGCAUGCCUGUAGUCCCAGCUGCUCAGGAAGCUGGGGCAGGCGAAUUGCUUGAACCCGGGAGGCGGAGGUUGUAGUGAGCCGAGAUUACACCACUGCACUCCAGCCUGGUGACAGAGUGAGAUUCCUCAAUAAAAUAAAAUAAAACCAUGAA
Molecule: messenger RNA, 3206 nt
Organism: Homo sapiens (human)
Lineage: Eukaryota; Metazoa; Chordata; Mammalia; Primates; Hominidae
Gene: ZNF19
Product: zinc finger protein 19
Exons: 6
Coding region: 243-1619 (458 amino acids)
Biological process (GO): regulation of DNA-templated transcription
Cellular component (GO): nucleus
Molecular function (GO): sequence-specific double-stranded DNA binding
Source: RefSeq, marked reviewed